CAAUUAGAUUGGGAAAAUACUAGCUCUGUCUUAUUUGUUGCAGGUAUUGCCGGAGACCCAACGAUCGUCUCGAGAUCUGACUGGGGUGCUCGCCGGCCGAGUGCUGUAACAUUGAUGGAUGUUCCCGUGUCCAGGGUGAUCAUCCACCACAGCGCCACGUCCCCCUGUUACACGUCCAACUCGUGCAAAGCAAGAGUGAAGUCAAUCCAGAACUAUCACAUGGAUACGAAAGGCUGGUGGGACAUCGGAUACAACUUCCUCGUGGGUGAGGAUGGCCUCGUGUACGAAGGGCGAGGCUGGGACGUAGAGGGAGCUCACGCCCGUGGUCAUAACUCUCAGUCACUAGGUAAGUGA
This is a messenger RNA of Gigantopelta aegis, 354 nucleotides long. RefSeq names its product peptidoglycan-recognition protein SC2-like. Gene Ontology annotation, molecular function: N-acetylmuramoyl-L-alanine amidase activity; zinc ion binding. The transcript is spliced from 2 exons. Lineage: Eukaryota; Metazoa; Mollusca; Gastropoda; Neomphalida; Peltospiridae. The annotation marks the transcript as partial. Gene Ontology annotation, biological process: peptidoglycan catabolic process. The record is from RefSeq and is a predicted model, not a curated record.